This is a messenger RNA of Aspergillus alliaceus, 954 nucleotides long. Its product is annotated as GroES family chaperonin. Gene Ontology annotation, molecular function: metal ion binding; protein folding chaperone; protein-folding chaperone binding. The coding region runs from base 203 to 517 and encodes 104 amino acids. The transcript has 4 exons. Gene Ontology annotation, cellular component: mitochondrial matrix. Lineage: Eukaryota; Fungi; Ascomycota; Eurotiomycetes; Eurotiales; Aspergillaceae. The record is from RefSeq and is a predicted model, not a curated record.
GGGAAGUCAAGCUGUCGGUCUUGGCAUUCUGGAAAUUUCUCGUGUCGACUUGAGUCGAGAUCUUCUCUUCCUUCCUUUCCCCGGUCUUCCUCCUUUCUCUUCUUCCUCUUUUGCUCUCCACACUUCAACCUUUACUGUCUUUCUUGAUCAUCUUUUACAUCCUAUAACCAAUUCCACCCAUAUCCACGUCCAAUUCAUCAAAAUGUCUUUCCUCCGCAACAUCAAGAACCUUACUCCCCUCCUCGACCGUGUCCUGGUCCAGCGCGUCAAGCCCGAGACCAAGACUGCUUCCGGCAUCUUCCUUCCUGAGAGCAGCGUCAAGGAGCAGAACGAGGCCAAGGUCCUCGCCGUUGGCCCCGGUGCCGUUGACAAGAACGGCAGCCGCCUUCCCAUGAGCGUUGCUCCUGGCGACCACGUCCUGAUCCCUCAGUUCGGUGGCAGCUCCGUCAAGGUUGGCGAGGAAGAGUAUACUCUCUUCCGGGACCAUGAGCUCCUUGCUAAGAUCAGGGAGAACUAGAUCUAUUCUUCGUCUUGUUCUUCCGCUUUCCGGCUGGUUGAAACAAUCCAAUCGGGAUCUUGUAUUAUAUUACGCAAAUCAUGAGCUUUUGUCAUACACUAAAAAAUAAUUUAAAAAAAAGCCAUCUACGAAGUGAGGACGGUGUAGAGCCUGUUCCUCUAUCUCAGGGCUAACGUUACCCUUUCUUAUCUUGCAUCUACUGUCUAAAGCGUUCAAUGUAUCUUGGUUUCUUUGCAUACCAUGCGAUGUACUUUAGCAAUCGUUGUCCUUUCUGCUGUCUGCGGGUUGAACAUGAGUAAUCUAAAACGAAUAUCUCCUCUCUACUUGGUCUCUUCCCCUAGAAUCGUGUAUCAAUCAAAUUUCAAUGCCCAGUCACAUUGCCAGUCCUUCUCGAUGAAUGCAUCAAUUCCCCCACCUAUCAAGUCCGGGAAGAGCUC